UGUGGCAGAAAAAGCAGUGGCCCAACUGGCAUAGUAGUAUUUCUGGAAUUGGGGACAAGAUUGCACCCAAUCAUCAUCACUCUGCCCUCCUGUCUGGACUCUUAACCCCAAUUUUCUCCAACCACCAAUCCAUCCUCCCCUCCACCGAGGCAGGAUCACUCACUCCUCGGCUGGCUCCGCCCUUUCUCGCGCCAGGAAAACCAACCAGAAAUCAAAAUGAAACAUAAAACUAGUACGAAUCAUCAUCACACCAUCACUGGUUUCACCCUCACCCAAGGAGGAGGAGGAGUGGCAGAUACUCCCCAGUCAACCAUGGCCGUCCGAUUCCUCGGCCCACUCAAACCGCCCGAUCCCAACCCCACCCCUUUCGAGCUCGACGAGAGCGACGUCGUUUGGUCCUCCUCCACCGAUCUCUCCGAUUCCACCGACCUCGUCUCCCCUUCUCCCCCCACCGCCUCCUCCUCCCCCGCCACUCCCCGCCUCCACAACCACCAGUUCCAUCCGCUCAAAUCGGGCCUCUCCGCCGCCUUGUCCGCCGACCUCCUCCCUCUCGUCCGCCGCAAGCCGGCUCUGAAUCCGUCCCUCUCCGCCGCCUCCGCGGCGAGGACGAUUCCUCCCGUGCCGGCCGCCACUUCACCGGCGGCCAGUAAGUUCCCCCAGUCGGCUCCGGUGAACGUGCCGAUUUGGCCGAAGAAGGUGGGAGUGACUAAUUUGGGGCGGUUCGACGAAGUCGUGGACGAGGAGGAGCUGGAGGAGGAGAUGGUGCCGCCGCACGAGAUCGUGGCGAGGUCGCACGUGAUGACCUUUUCGGUGUUCGAAGGGGUCGGCCGGACCCUCAAGGGGAGGGAUUUGCGGCGGGUGAGGAACGCUGUGUUUCAGAAGACAGGUUUUAUUGAUUGAUUCAAAACCUAAAUCUGCGUGAUCUUGUAAUUUUAGUGCUCAUUUGGUUGCCUUAUGGGCUAAAUUGGGAAUAUGAUUGUUGUUUAGGUACUUCAAUUGGCUUCUGUGAUGGUUAUGUAUGAGACUAUAUGAGACACUUUCAAUUACUUGACCUAGACAACUUGUAAAUUAUUGGAUUGCGAAUGUUGUUUAGGGGUUGAACCUUUUUUAGUUA
Molecule: messenger RNA, 1114 nt
Organism: Rhododendron vialii
Lineage: Eukaryota; Viridiplantae; Streptophyta; Magnoliopsida; Ericales; Ericaceae
Product: protein S40-7-like
Exons: 1
Coding region: 217-900 (227 amino acids)
Source: RefSeq, a predicted model, not a curated record